UCCUGGUUAGUUGACGUGAGAUGUGGAACCAAUGCGAGACAUGUUAGCAUUGUGAGCUUCUAACAGGCUAUGUCCAAGAUGGCGGCGCGUACAUAUCGCGAGGCUCAGCGUCUCCCCAGUUUGUGCAAAUUUGCAGUAUUUUUCCUGCGCAUCUCGGGUCUCUUCGUACUGAACAGCUUUGCUUUAACAUCCUAUACCCGACAGGAGCUUUUGGAUAUUGGUGAGGACUUUUCUAACAGUUUUAUCACCAAUCUUUGACUCAUCCCUGAGAUCUCCAGAACACCCGGGGCUACGCACUCUACCCAGCCGGGCGGAAAUGCUCACAGGCGGCAUCGAGAUCGUAAACAAAGGCGGGGGAAGCGCAGAGGUCUAAGAGCUAAGCUAAAGCUAACACCACUCCGGCUCUCUCUACCCAGCAUUUUCCUCACUAAUGUGCAGUCACUGGUGAACAAAAUGGACGAGUUAUGACUUCGCAUCACCCACAGUAAGAGACUUUUGGAUUGCAAUGUCAUGGUUUUCACAGAAACAUGGCUACACAGCGAUGUACCCAAUAAUGCUAUUGAGCUAGCCGGACGCUACAUGCUCCGGGCAGAUAGAACGGCAGAUGACUCCGGCAAGACAAGAGGUGGUGGAUUGUGCAUUUAUGUUAACAAAGCUUGGUGUACGAACACUGUCAUUGUUGGGAGACACUGCUCAGCUAACCUAGAGUUUCUCAUGGUUAAAUGUAGACCUUUUUAUCUGCCGCGGGAGUUCACUUCCACUAUUAUAACUGCAGUCUAUAUUCCACCGGAUGCUAAUGCCAAGCUUGCUUUGAACGAACUUUACGCGGCUAUUUAUUGUCGCAGGUGAUUUUAACCACUCUAAAUUAAAGACAGUGCUCCCCAAAUUCCAUCAGCACGUUUCCUGCUACACCAGAGGAGACAAAACUUUGGAUCAUGUUUAUACAAAUAUUGAUGGAGUUUACACCGCGACCCCCCACCCCCACCUUGGACAGUCUGAUCACCUUUCUUUGUUUCUCAUCCCUAAGUAUUUAACCCUCAUCAACCGUGUGAAGCCAUCAGUGAGGACCAUCAAAGUUUUUUGAACAGAAGAUAAUACUCUGAACUUUUGUACUAAUAUGGUAAUAGAGUGUAGUAAAACAUGUCGAUUCAGAGUGUGGUAGAGUAAAUGCAAAAUGAUGUAACAUGACUAAUAGCAGGUCUGCUAAUGAAAUUGAUUUCUUUCUUUUUUUAUCUAUUUAAUGCUGUCUAUUAUGUAAUUAUAUAAUUCAGUUCUCAAUAUUGUAUUACACUAGCUGUAGUCUAGUAUGAGCCUUAUAUUAGGUUUUUUUAAUUUAGACUGACCUUCAUACGCUUUUGCCAUUAUGUCCUCCAGUUCUUGUUUGUUGUUGUCGCUCAGAGUCUCUCCAUCUUUGACCUUGUGAACUGAAUAAGAGAAACCAGAAGUAUCAAAACUGUCUCGCUGUCUAACAUGAGGCAACACCGCCAAUUGACUGUACCUGCAAGAACAUGCAGCAGUAUGUUUUUGAGCAUGAAAACAUGAGCAUGCCCAAACACAUAUUAUGUAAAACAUAAGACGUUAGAGUUGGGCUUGGUUAGUAUUUGAACUCCUAGAACAAUAGAUGCUAUGCAUUCUUCUGAAUCUUCCCUUGAGGAGAGGAGUUUCUCUAUGUCUUGUCUUGACAGAAUGCCAUAGAUCUAAUAUCAUGCUAUAAUCAACACUUUUCACGAUUAGUAAACCUUGAGAACUGUAAUAGUGAAAAUAUGCUAAAAGUUUUCGAGAGAGUUCCACAUGUAAUACUUGGCUAUUCCAUAUGCAAAUAUGUCAGCCAAUCACAGCAGUGGGCAUUUACACUGAAGUCUCACAGCAGACACGCCCCUUAAAACAGAGCGUUCAAAUCAGAGGGCUAAUGUCACGUUCCAGACAACCCGUAACCCGCGUUUUUCCAACCUUCUCUCUGACGUCACAUAACCUGCAAAACAACAAUGGCAGCCCCUACGGAUGCGGUGUUUAUGCACGGUAAAAUAACAUAAAAUAAAAGGUAUAACAGCUUCUCUUGCCUUAUGCGCCAUUUUUCCUCCUCCGUUUCCCUCAAAUAAGCAAGGAGUAAGCACCUUUGGCAAAAGAAAUUAUUGUAAAUGAGCAUAAGCCCCGUACUGUCUGCCAUGCUGGUUUGUUUACACUCAGGCAGUUUGACGUGACUUGCCUGGAACGCUACAAAGUCAUGACUUACAGGCUCAAAAACCUGCCUGGAACGCAGCAUAAAAUCAGGGUAGGAAAAAUUUUAUUUCUAAAUUAUGACAAUUUUUGGCGUAAAAAUCAUACUAACAUUAUAAGUGCAUCCCAGGAAACAUGAAGUAAUACAAUAAUGCAGUUCAUGACCCCUUUAAGACUUAAAUGCAUUAUUUUUCUGCAUUAUUGUUAUUUUUUUAUUGUUAUUAUUUUUCAUAGUUUUCACUGUGCUUUAUUGUCUCUGUCAGAGUGUGAAAGGUCUCCCUGAGCAAGUGAUAAUUGUCACUUUCUGUUUAUUGAUUUGGUUGGAGCUCAAACGGGUGCACCGCACCUUUAAAACUGCACCAUGCACUGACUGUGAGUCUGAGCCGACAAUGACUCAUACAGACAUAAAUCACUCUUCAUAUGCAGUGUUUUUGUCCUGUUUGUUGAACAGGUUUAACGUGUGCUGAAGGGUGGAGCACAGAAACACACUGAAGGAGAAUCCAGUGAAGUCUGAGAUUCAGCAGCUUUGUGUUUUAUUUCACUGAAUUUACAGCUCAGGGAUGUGAAGUUUUACUAAAAAGAUGAACUCAAGGGCCAAAGUGUGACAUUUUUAUUUUCACUGUUGUCCUGUGAUCACUAAAAUUGUGUAUAAAAAUAUGUCUGUUUAUCAACUUUGUUUCAAAUACUGCUGUUGAAAUUGAUCAAAUUAAUUUCAAUAUAUUAAAUUAACCUGUAUCCACAUCCAGGUAAAACAACACUAUAUUACACAACCAUCAAAUAUUACUAUUUUAUUUUGAAUAACCCAAAUUAAAGUGUGUCAGGAUGCCUUUCAAUCACAUGUCAUAUAGUGUUAGUCAUGUCACCGUCAUUAGUUGACCACAAUAGAGGGAGUUUCACAAUCACAAGAUCUUGAGCUCAAACACCUUCAUCGUCUCUCUGAAUUCACACUGAGAUCGAGCUGCUGAGAAACUACAGGAAUCAAACAAACACAGAAAUGAGUCCAGCACAUACAGAUCCUGAUGAAGCAUCUGCUGUACAGGAUCUGAGGAUUGUGCUGAUAGGAAAAAGUGGAGCUGGAAAGAGUACAAUAGGCAAUGUAAUACUGGGUCGAGAGGCGUUUAAAGAGAGCAGAACCAGAGAGAGUGAGAUACAGAGAGGAAGAGUAGAAGACAGAAACAUCUCCAUCAUCGACACUCCAGGAUUCUUCAACACUCACCUGACUGAUGAAGAGAUGAAAAACCAAAUGAGGAAGAGUCUGGAUCUCUCUGAUCCUGGUCCUCACGUGUUCCUGCUCGUCAUCAGACUCGACAGAUUCACAGAAGACGUGGUGAAGAUCGUGAAAAAGAUUUAUGAGCACUUUGGAAAGGAUGCUUUCAGGUUCACAAUGGUGUUGUUCACGGGAAGAGAGGCGAUGUCCAAACGAGAAUGGAUCGAGUUCAGGCUGGACAGAAAAACUAGAGAACUUCUGAGCUUCUGUGAAGAGAAAUGUGAUGUGAUCAUUCAUAAAAACAAGAGAGAUAGGAAGCAGAUCGCCAGUCUGUUGGAGAAUAUUGAUGAAGUGGUGAGGAAGAACGGACGAGAACAUUAUGUUAAAGAGAUCUACCCAAAGAAGAGCGAAGAUAAGACAAGGACAACACAAGACAGCAAAGAGAAGAUCAGUCUAGAGGAGAAAAUAACAAGCCAAGAGAAAGAGAACAACAGUCCAGAGCAUCUGAUCAGACAAGAAGAGACAGAAAACAGUGUUCAGAAAGAACAAACAGCAACAAAUGAGAGAGAAAAAGAUGGAAAUCAAAGUGACAGAAAACAUGAAACAUGUUUGAUCGAAAAGGAGAAGAAAGCCCCACCAGAAAAUCAGCCAAUAAUAGCAUCUGAUCUGAGGAUUGUUCUUCUGGGUAAAAGUGGAUCAGGAAAGCAUUCAACAGCAAACACCAUCCUGGGCAGAGAUGCCUUCAAAAUCAAUACACGUUUCCCAUCAAGCCCUCAAACCUGUGAGAAACAAACAGCAGCUGUGUGUGGAAGAAACAUCUCAGUCAUCGACACUCCAGGACUGUUUGAUCCUUCAGUGACGUGGGACCAGCUGAAGGCUGAGACUGUGACGUGUGUGGAGAUGAGUUCUCCUGGUCCUCAUGUGUUUCUGCUGGUCAUCAGACUGGAUGAGAGAUUCACAGAUGAGGAGCAAAACACAGUCAAAUGGAUUCAGGAAAAUAUUGGAGAAAAAGCUGUUCAUCACACCAUCAUUCUGUUCACUCACACUGAUCAUCUGAGGGGAAAACCAUUAGAUGAGUAUAUCAGAGACACCCCAGAUCUACAGGCAUUCACUGAGAGUUUUGGUGGCAGAUUUCACUCAUUUAACAAUAAAGACAUGGAGAACCACUCUCAGGUCACUGAACUGCUGGAGAAGAUUGAGAAAAUGGUGGAGAGAAAUGAAGGGAAGCACUACUACAGUGAGAGGUUUAUAACAUUUAAGGGAAAGCCUGACAAAGAGGAGGAGGAGACAGUCAAAGAAAACCCAUCCAGAUGGUUGAAAGGAGUGUUUAUUUUCUUCAUAGGUGCUCUAGCAGUUGCUGCAGCGGUUGCUCAGAGUGGCUUUGAAGGAUUAUGAACAUCUGGAACAAAAGCAAAGCAAUAUGAACAAACAGCUGGAAAAUCCCCUUUUGAUUGUCUUCAGUAUUACAGAUUCUGAAAAUAAUGUGGAUGAAUUUGUGCUUUUAUUCAUUAGGCUGGACCUAAAGAUUGUAUUGCCCAGCAAACAUUACAGAACGUUAAAAAGUUUAUGAUCUCAGACUAAAAUGUAUGUCAAAUGUUUAAUAUUUAUGUUCCAAUUAUAGUAAAUAUAAAUAUUUGUAUUGUGUGUUUAUAAGCAUUUCUUCAUUUUUAAAGGAAAAAAAGUGUUUAAUUUAAACUGUAUUUUGCCAUAUUUCAUAUUUAAUAUUAGUAAUAAAUAAAAAGAGCUUUCUGCCUGUCAA
Molecule: messenger RNA, 5183 nt
Organism: Ctenopharyngodon idella (grass carp)
Lineage: Eukaryota; Metazoa; Chordata; Actinopteri; Cypriniformes; Xenocyprididae
Product: GTPase IMAP family member 8-like
Exons: 3
Coding region: 3212-4819 (535 amino acids)
Molecular function (GO): GTP binding
Source: RefSeq, a predicted model, not a curated record